UAAGUAGGGCAAGCCGCUUCCUGGUUCUCAGAAAGACAGGAGCAGGGAGUCGGAGUGGGCCGGCUGAGGCAGCGGACAGGGGGGGUCAGAGCAGUGCAGAGAGCCGGUCUGCAAGAAAGGUGGAGAGAUAAAAGACGACGGAGAAGAUUUAGCCCUCUGUGUGUUGUGGAGCUGAGGACAGCGGGAACAGCUAUACCCACCACCAAGAAAGAAACGACAAGCGUGGGCGAAAUAGAAGAAGAAGAAGUUAGAAAAAGUAGUGAGGGUGGGACGGAGUAUCCAGGAAGUGUGGAGCCCGGUCAGGUGGGAGGCGACGGUCUGAACAGGUGACACACCGGCGCUCAGGUAACCACUCUACCUGUCUGCACACCUUUUCAAUUAAACCCACUGCACGAAUAUACGGUUAAUGUGAUGUAAGGACACGUCUGUUUGCCAUGAUAACACUCUGCUCGCGUUAACCUACAGCCUCCCUCCUCCCGGUUUGAACGGGGUCACGGGAGGACAAUCCCACGUCACGGGUGUUCGGUAACUCCCGUCGACAUUUAUUCCCCUCCACUAUAGGCUAAUGGAGCAUUUUGAGCAGAGCUGUUUUAUUAGAUGAAACACAGUCGGGCUUGUAUUUUUAGGAGCAGGUGCUGCGGCUUCUGUUUGAUGUUGAGCGCCCAGGUGAGGAGAGAGACAGAGAGGGAGAGGAGGAGUGGGGUCGGCGGGUACGUUUCUGGAGACUGGGCUGCUAAUUAUAGUCGAGAACACCGGCUGACAUCCAAAACCUAACCUGCUCUCACGCACAUUACCUGCCUCUCCGCUUCCAUGGGCACGCAGAGGAGAGCAGAACAGAGCUGUGCACCUAUUGGAUUUAACUUCUUGCACCCAUCAUGAUGAAACCAUGAUCUACCCUUACACACACACACAAACACACACACACACCAGUGGUCUGUUAAUCAUCAUCAUCAUCAUCAUCCUCUCCAUGGCGCACCCUGUGUUUUAUUUUAAUCCUGCCACUAUCCUGUGUUACAAUAGGAUGUGCUCAGGCUGUAAUGUUAGGUUAAGGCCUCUCUCUCUCUUUGCUUGCCUCAUGGGUGGGGAGGGCUGCCAUGCCAGUGGGCUUUUUGUGUGUGUCACUUCAGUCUACGCUCCUGACUCGCCCCUCUGACGGACCGGCCUAACAAGCUCAACUGGCUUGGGUUUGGUUUCCCUGUCUUGGGCACAGCCUGUUUGGUUAAAUCUUUAGCCGUCCAUGCAGGUAGUUAAUGCCUUCUGCCCUUCAGGCUCAGGUGUCUUCACGGCUCUUUCGGCUCGUUUCACGGUCUCUGAGGAUCUGAAUUUUUGUUAUUUUUAUGGGCUGUUUGGGAGUUAAUCGCUGAAGAUAAGAAGCCCCUCUCUGUCUGAUCUAACAGUUCUUCUUCUUCCUGCGUGCCAGCAUCCUUCACGUGAGUGGACGUGUUUUUAGUGCUCUCUUGUUCCCCACACAUGGAAGAGCCAUCAGGGUUUUGAAAUAAAUUCUUAAUGCCAGCUCUAUUUGCCCUAUCCUGUCUGCAAUAUAAUUGGACAUCUGUGCCUCAUCCCCUCGUUCCUGCCGUCCUGACAUGACCUGCAUCCUGCUCGCUUCUCCACAGGUCUUAUUCUCGCAGCUGAUGCUUCUGUCCGUGUCAGGGUUGUGUGUUUAGCCUCCUUUUCUAUUUCUGAGUGUUUCUUAGAGAGCUGUUAAUCAUCACUUCUGUAAAGUAUGCUGUCAAUCGAAUUCACACGAAAGACGUGCGUGUGUGCGUGGGGGUAUAACUGUAUGUGUGGGCUUUCCCACCUUUUCUGGCUGUUCGGGAACUUAUUUCUAAAGAAGUCAAAGUAGGAAGCGGUUGGUUUCUAUCUGCUUCUUUUUGUUUUUUUCAUGCAUCCAUUUUUUUUUCAGUUGUAUCAUAAGAACCCCCCCACACACACACGCACACACACAUGCAGACACACACUUGCUCCACCUUACUUACAUCUGAUGUAUCAUAUGACUGCUUGUCUGUGUGUUUGUGAUUAUUCACAUGCUCCGUGGUUUAAUCUAAGUAAUUACAAAAAAGAAACACAUUUGGCUCAAUUAGUCAUUACUUUGUGAUUUCAUUAUAUCAGUUCACACCUAUCAUACGUUUGAUAAUAUACCUGCUGAACGUGUGACUCGACUUCCUGAACUUUUCCCUCAGUUGUAUGACCUCUGCUGACCUCUGAGCCAAAGAAGAGGGGGACGUGCAGGAGGAAGAAGAAAGCAGGCACCCUUCUUCUUCUGGGUUUAUGGACUGGAGGUAGGAAUAAUUUGAAUAUUACUAGAUAUAUAGUUUUAUAAGUGCAUCCUUAGUUUGUGUAAAGAGCUUUUGCAACAUGUCUGACGGCAAAGACACUAAUAACACCGGCAUUUGAAUUAUUUUUAUUUGUUGAUAAUGGAGUACAAUUAACAAAUAAAUAAUGAUGUUGGAUCCAGUGUAACUAAAGGAGAGUUAAAUAACUACCUGUGUAGAGUAAUUUUGAUAUUUCUACCUUGUAACUAAUAAAUGAAAGUUAUGUGGGGGGGUGAGGAGUCUUGCGCUCUUUUAAAGUUUGCUCAAAGUGUCAUGUGAUGUGAGACCUCUACAAAACCUUUGGAGAGCAGCUAAAACUCAUGAUUUUCAAACAGUUGCAGUGAGUCAGUAUUGAAGUAAUCUCACGAGACACCAAGGGACUUAAUUCUAAAAAGAAACUUGUUAUCACACAGAUAACAAGUUGAGUUGGACUGACAAAGAGGCAACUAUAUAUUAUUAUUACUUUUUAUUUGGAGCUUACAAAGCACAAAACAACUACAAUUAACUACAAGUAAAUUAAAAUACAUGGUAGAAAUAAAAAGUGGCCGGGUUUCUGACUUGCUAAUGCAGCCGCUAACAUGAGCCUAAAGACAGAUUGAAAUACUUUAUCUAUGACGUGGAUAUCCUGUCAAUGUUUUUUUUUUCUGUUUUACCUUUGUUUGUAUGAUCGCUCUUCCUCACAUCUGUGCUUGUUUGGUCAUUUUCUUCUGUAUUUGCUCUUGUUAGUCCUGUUGCUUCACCCUUCAGCAUGUCUUUUCCUGAAUAUUCAGACAGAUUUUCCAGGAUAAUCUAGUGGCAGAAAGAAGUGCAUAACACAAUUGUGAUUAGGAUUCAGUUUUAACACUACUGAUACCACUUUUCAAAAGUUUACUCAUUGUACUGUCAAGGUUCACUUCAUAAUGAUAUGUCAUAGUCAAAUACUCCUCAUUGCGACUGUAAGCGUCCGUGUUAUCUGUAUGUUUAUUGCCAUACCCUGCAGGCCCAAAAACGACCAAUUUACACUGACUGACUGCUCCCACAGAUAAGUUUAAGUCAUUGCAAAAGAUGAUUAGAGUUAAAAGAAUACAGCCCACAUGAUGUCUGAAAAUCACAAAUCAGCUACCUUACAAAAUAAUUAUUUCCCUGUUAUGACUUUCCAAAACAUCGCAUCUGUAUCUGUCUACCUUUCCAGCUAGUUUGCAAGUUUAUAAAUGUUUGUCUUUGCAUUGAAUGUGGUCAAGCAUUUAAAUAAUUUAUAAACAACCUGGACAUAAACUCCUCUGUAGUUUGGCAGUUCCGUCUGCUUUAACUCAGCAUAAUGCCAAAUAAAAAAGUAGGUAGAUGAUUUAAAUUGUUUUUGCUGUAGAUUAUUGUCACUACAACGGAAUCCAGAUUAUAAAAAGAAACUGGAAAAAGUCAAUCAUUUCAUAUGAUAUUAAAAAUCUGAAAAAUGACAUUUUAUUAAACUUUAGGUCACUAUAAACCUUUUAACCUGCGUUUAAAACCCAAUUGGAAGGAAAACUUAUUUUUCAUUCUCAUGUUAGUUUAAAUGAAUUUCUUUUGUGUGCCAUUUUUUUUUAUAUCCAGCCUGUGGCCAAUUUUUUAUUUCUGUCUAUAAUAAGCGACAUACACAUACCACUUAUCGGAGCUUAUAACAUUGUCUUAAAUGUAUUUUAAAUCACCUCCUCAUGGAUGAUGUACAUUCAUCAACCUUCAAGCAGACAUUGUUCUCCUUGAAUUAGCCAAAAUAGCAGUUUUCACCAGUAUAAUUGUUCAGUAUCGUCAGGUAUCCAAGAAUAGUUAAAAUGAUAACGCUUACCCAAUAAUAACACAUGUUCAACAUGCUUACACCUCAUCAGGCUCAAUUACCUACAAGUUUCAGGGGUUAAAAACAAGCAAUGCGUACAUACUGUGCAGUGUAUUAAUGAUUUCUUUGCUUGUCUUCAUAACUUUGGUGUGUGUUGUGUGUGUGUGUGUGUGUGCGUAAAUGUGUGUGGUGGGCAAGCUGGUGUGGCACAUCAUGUGACCUUGGCUUUGCCUGGUGACAGGCAUUAGUCUGCGAACUGAUGGGUAGGGGGAAGUUGCAGUCAGUGGUCCAUCAGGCGAGGAACUGACACACAGACACACAGUCACACACACAGUCGCAGACAGACACACAAAGCACAAUCCAACAUAUGCAUGAAGACACAUGUGGACAUGUAUUUAUUUUUAAUGUUCAUGCAUGCACUCAGUUCCAGGAAAUGCUUUAAUUAGGACAUGUGAGCCCAUGUAAAUUUCCCCUUUUUCAGACUCGGGUCUUUCAGUUUCAUACAAACCUAGUGAGUGGGAGGAAGGUGGGGGUGGAGACAGAACUGGGGAGGGAGAACGGGAGUUGAAACAACUAAUGGUUUUCUCUCUGACCCAAACAUUUGAAGGUGUUUCUCAGGUCUUUUCUGCCCUGACCAACAUGCAAAUUCUUUCGAUUCCAGGUUUUUUUUAGUUCGGCAAAAACUUUAAAAAAACUCUCACCUGACGUAAGAUUUGGGGCUUUUCUCAUCUGGAAAACUAGAAACAAAAUAAAUUCUAAUAAUUCAUGGAUAAGUCAUGUUGAUUGACUCAUUGCUGUCAGAGUAUAACUAGAAGUCUUCCUUUCCUUUUUGUUCAAACACCACAUUUUCACCAUAUAUGGCAGUUGUUUCUCAACAUAUAGAGGCAAUAAUGAUGGGGGGUGACAACACAGUGUCCGUAAUCCAGUCUGCGUCUACAACAGUCAAGUCUUGCCCCCACUCGAUCUGUGUCAAUAGAGGAAGUUCUGUAUCUGCCAUUUCCUCUUUUCAGUCAUGAGUUUCUGUAGCAUUUGACAGCCCUCCCUCGUUCUCGACCACCAGCUGCGCAGCCCACACCACCCCAGCGUUAACCAAUCAGUGGGUGGCUGUGACUCUUCUUCUUCUUGUAAAGAGUUGGAGAAGAAAGAGAGAAACUGAACAAACAGAGCUUGAGAAAAGUGAUCAUGAUUCAGCUCUUAUGGUAACAGUGCAACUGUCUCUGUACGAAUUGAGCGGGCGGUUAUCAUAAAUAGGUACAGUGAGACAACAUUUCAGGGAAAGUGAGAGUGAACACCCAAACAUGAGCAUGAGAUGGGAGCUUAGACGUCCCCUUUUCAUGUUUUAUCUUCAGAGGGGGAACUCCAGCUGCAAAUGGAGGCUCCAAAAAACAGCAUUCCUUCCCGUUUGGGAAAAAUGAAAUCACCUUUUUCUCCGUUUACGUCUCUACAGCACUGGUGAGAUUUGACGGAAGUUAGAGGCACAUCAGGUCCAGAGAGUUAAGAGAACAUAAACAAAAAUAUUUACUGCAUUCAGUUAGUUUGGAGUCUUAAGUAUUUCAAGCAAGGACAUAUUUCUUACAUAAGAAGAUACAACACUGGCAUUUCCAUACUUUGAAUCCUACUUUUUUAUAUCUCACUGUUGAACCAAAGUUAUGGAAAAACACCAAAUCCCCAAAAAUGUGUUUCCUAUUUUAAUAAGACCGGAAAAAGACCACCAUUACUCUCUCGUGUUACUAGCCAGCAUAACCUCAAGUCUGCCAUUUUUUAAAUACUUUAGCUUCCAUUUGCAUAAUUAUCUUUGAGUUAGACAGCUGGACACAUAUCAAGUCCUGUAAGAAAGUUAUUUUCACGUUCUGGUAUCAUUCUGUGAUUGCACUUACAGUAAAAACACCUCCUCCCCUCGCUCGAUCACUGAACUUUCAUAAGGCUGAUUAAUCAGGAUGGUGACACAUGCUUCACACAUGUCCUCUGACUUUAUUUUUCUGCCCAUUCCUCCACAAAAACAUCAUAUUUUGGCUCUGGGCUGAAUUCCUCUCUGAGCCGUUUUUGCUUUUUUCAUUGUGUCACUCUACCCUCGGUGUAUCUCUCUAUCUACUCAAGUGGUCGACCAUCCUGACUGAGCACAGGAAGAGGAAACUGAUCAGGAUCUGUUGAUCUGCCUGUUUUUGCAACAUCUCUGUGCUGUACUGUGUGUGUGUGUGUGAUAGUGUUUGUCUGAUGCUUUUGCAAUAUCUUUCUCAGAAACAGGAGGUCAUCAGUGGAGGAGAGCACCACUUGUUGAGACCCUCCCAGUGACGGGGUGACUGAGGUCAAUGCAAGUGACACAUCCACAGCAAUAUACAGUAGUUUAGUGUUAGGGGUCCGAGUAGAUGUAGCUGUUCAGAACAGAAGUGUGCAGAUCUUUUUACUUCCUCACCAGGUCGUCUAACCUAAUAGCCAAUCAGUUAAGACUACAACUUUAUCAUCACAUAAGAUCAUCACUCUGUCUGCAAAACGUUUUCAUUUAUGGCCGAAUCAAUCCACCAAAAUUAAAGUUACAAACAUUUGUGUGUGAUGUAUAUAAUACAAAAUGUCUGGACAAACCUUAAAUAAGUUUUAUUGUUUUUCAACACUCUGAAUUUAGUUUGGCAAGUUUUUUUGCAAUCAAAAUUUAGUUUUUUAGAAAUUUUACAAGAAAUAAAAGGAUGAAAAGAAAAACCAACUGCAACAUAUGAGAAAGUAAACGCACAGAGAACUGAAAGUAACCCCUGAAAAUGAAAACACCGACAUAAAAAAAAGAAGUGAACAAUAAAGAAAGAAAAAGAGGCCACCGUACCGCCUGAUAUAUGGGACUGCUGACCUGGUGACAGGUCCUCCAUCAGCACAUCGGAAAAAUGAUGUUAAUUCAGGUCAUACAUCCACAGCAUACAGAAGUGUACAACCACAAAUAUAUACAUCUCAUUUUAUUUAAAAAAAACCUUUAAAUGUAACAGUCAUUUUAAAAUCAUUUUUAAAGCUCUUUUGGUCGGUCAGCUGCAGAGCUUCAAAUAUGCAGAUUAGACUCAUUAACUGCAUUAAUGGCGGCAGUGACUAAUUCCAAUUAAGUCAUUCAGAGUUGGUAGUUAAGGCAUGAGGAGGUUUCUGUCUCACUAUAAUCGUAUUUUUAGCAGCUGUCAGGUCGGCUUAAUACAGUGUUUUUGUUACUCAGUGAUGCUGAGCUUUGACCGUUCUAGCACAGUCACAGACACUGUUACUGGAAACCAAUCCGAGAAGGUGGAAGCCACUUAAGUCCAGAACAGUGAACAUGGUGGAUAGUACCCCACCAUGUAAAGAAAAGUUGAAGGAGCCUUCGUAUUUGUAUUUUUGUAAUUUCAUACAACAAUGUUUACAUAAAUACGUCCUGUGAGGACAGUUAAAAUGGAUCUGUUGCUGAUCAGGGUUUGGACAGGCCGGUUUUAUACUUGAUCAAACACCUUUACUGUAAACCAGAGCACCUCCACACUCUGUCUGUUAGUAAAGUUUAUUUAAUUUACUCUUUUUUUCUGUUAUAGCUGUUGCAGUAAUAUUAAGAACAUUUAACAAAUGCUCAGCAGUUUUCAGAAAAAAAGUUGAUAUGAAAUCUGUUUUUUAACUUAUUAUUUCAUUAAUUACUUUGAACAUUUUAUUCAAAUCUAAAAACCAAACAUUCAGCAAGUUGAGUAAAGUCUUAGCUCUACCAUGUUAUUGAAUUUUUACUGCAGAUAAUCUCAAUCAGACGUUACAUUCAUAUUGUAAAUGAACGUUUGAUGAAUGUUCACCAUGUUUUUCCCUUAAAUAUUUUUAUUAAGAAAUGUUUUUAAGUUGUAUUUUUUUUGUUUUCCUUAUGAAAAUGUCAAAUGUCCUCACACGAUAACCCCUUUGGAUCAAGAUUUGGCCUCCAGUUAGCCAAGAUGAACACCUGCACAGUCCUUUUAAUUGCCGUCUAACAUUUUGAACUGCCGCUGAAUGACAGGGAGUGUAUACUGAUAAACGACUGAAUGUUUGACUGUAAGGACACUCUAUCGCUCUUUCAACUUUUGCAUCACAAUUCGUCUCGUGCAGAGCGAUCAACCCUCCAUCUAGUAUCGAAUUCAUCAACUGAGAGAGUUCAGAAAUGUCAUUUAAACCACAUGAACUGAAAUCAGGUCUCUCCAGCUCACAGGUUUUAGUCGAUGCAGGUUGCAAUAAGCGAUUCGCCCACACGUGAACACAGUUGUGGAGUGUUUGGGGUAAGAAACUGCUGACCAGAUAAAGAGGCAUGAGAGUAAGAGAGCUAAGUGUGAAACCACUCUGUCAGCAGGCCUCUCUCACAUCUGUGCAUGUUCUCCUUCUUCGAGUAAAACUCCAUUUUGGUGAUGUUAAUGAUAGAGCUGCCUGCUACCACAUCUCUCCCUCAUACAUCUGCACACACUCACACACCUGCAAGGACUCUGCUACUUCCUGUGGCUGCCUGCAUGUGUUCACCUCUUGCUCUUUUUUUUUUUAAUCUCCCAGUCGUCAUGUCACUGCUCUCCACCCUCCUCUCUUUCUGUCUCCCCCUUCUUCUCCCCUUGUAACUUAACUCUGUCGACUCUUGUUUCAUGUCUCCUCGCUAACACAGAUUGUUCGAAGCAGGGACUAGAUUUUCCUGUCUCAGCCUCCCCUCUUCUCUGCUUUAUCUUUCAGAGUAUCUCUACACCCACUCCCCGUUCACUCACUCUCAUGUGUUCUCUUCCCCCGUACCCUCUUUCUUUUGUGUGAUUUCUAAGAACAUGUGUGUUUUUAGAAAACAUGCCACCCUCAUGUUUCCUUUGGUUGUCUCUCCUGAAAUCUCGUACUGCUUUCCCUCUUUCUAACCUCACAUUGAUUUCUUUUCCUGCGCCGGCGAACUCCCCCAUUCACAAAGAAAAACAAAAUUAUACACAAUGAUUUCACAAUGAUUUCUGACCAAUAAAGAUGAGCUCUUAGUGUUUCCCUUUACUUUCAUAGGAUUAUCAAUAUGCGUCACCCAUGUCCAAAAAUUCACAUCUUUACUUUGGAAUUAAAAAAAAAAAAAUCAACGAGGAAGAGUUAAAGGUUUUUAAUUUUAAAACCUCAACAAAAAACCCAAAGUGAUUCAAUGGCACAACUUUUUUUUGUCUUAAAUGCUAUGGACAUAUUGCUUAUAACUAAAUAUUGGCUUGAAACAAAUUUUUACUUGAAUCUUUCCAGUUUAAAAAAAAAAGAAAAUUAGAUGGUGGAUAUGUUACACUGCAUACAAACUAGAGCAUUUAAAUAUCUGCGUUGUAUUCAGUAAUUUCCUGGUAUUAAAGGCUCAUUUAAGAUGAAAUAAUACUAUUUAUCAUUUUUAAAUUACAAACCCAAAAAAUGUCUCCUAAAACAACCAAAAAAAUUGGCUGAUUGAACCCCUUUUGUUUAUGUUGACCUCCAUUAUGACAAUUGUUCAAGGAUAUUUACAGUAAAUUUAGUCUUUAUAAAAGGUGAUAGUAUGUUUGAUUUGAUCGUGAUUAUCUAUGGAAACAUGAGAAAAUUAUGUUUUAGACAUAAAGACAGACAGCAGACUAUUUUAGCUUCACCACAUGCUGUUGUUUUAUUAAGAAUAUUAUAAAACGGCCAAACAUGUAUAAAUCAUCAAAUUGUAAGUUGUAUGUAGAUAAUUAUCUCUUCCUGUGUCAUGUCAGAUAGUUUUUCUUUGGAAAUUAGUUUUUGAGUGAAGUUAUCUCUCAGGAUAGUUCAUGCCAUAAUCAAACCUCUCCGUUUGUUAUUUUUGUCAGAAAAGCUCCUUAGAUAACAUAUUGUGCCUUCAAACGCUCAAAGACACUGAAGUCCCCCCAGGUUUUUAAAUUUAGUCAUGAGAAAAUAUUCUCUUAAAAGCCCCACUCAUGUUUAAAAUAAUCCUAAUUGCAAAUUAUCACAGUCUAACUAUAAAAUGUUUAAGGUCUUUGUUGCCUUUCUGUUUUCUGAAGAGUUUUUUUAACUGUAAAAAAAUAAAUAUUUUUAUAAACUUUGGACCGGACCUCUAUGUGCACCCAAAUGCCUCGUCCCAUGUGUUGAUAAGCUGAUAAUCCUGCAGCAGAUUCUUUCUGCUGUUCAGGUCUGGCAUGCAAAUGUACUGCUGUUGGAGCUCACAGUGGAGUGUUUGUGGUGUGGUAGGGCGAGGGGAUAAGGGCCUCUGCUCUGCCAGCCAAAUGAAUAAUGUAAUGUGUUCUUGGAACUAAGACCACAAUGUGCGCAUGCGUCCACACACACACACACACACACACACACACACACACACACACACACACACACACACACCAUAAUGCCCCAGAUACAGUAAGGACAGAGGGGGAGGGAUUAGCUGCUGUGUCUUUUCUUGAAUAAAAAAACAGAACAAACUUCUGCUGAGUAACAUCAUCUCAGCGGACUUCUCCUUUUUUUUUAAUUCCCUCUCGAGUCAUGACAGGGGUGCAAUCAUCACAAUUAUCAUGAUGGUGUCUCAGCUUUUGUCUUCGACAAAUUCAAAUGCUGAUUCAAAUUCUCCCUGGUUGCGCCUGUUUUUAUAUCUCCUGGUGGGAUGCAAAUGCUCAGUCUGGAGGGGACUUUUGGGAUGCAGAGCAGGUGCAGCUUUAUCUCCGAACAGGGAUGAGCUGCAUUAUUAGAAGGCCUGAGCAUGUCCACUUGAGUGUCGUUGGGUCUAUUUUUUACUUUAAGUGUAAAAACUUUUGAACUCUCACAGCCUUAGGAGAGUGCUCUGCCUGCAAGAGUGCAGCUUUGGUUUGGCAGACGUGCGUGAACUCAUCUCUUCUCAUCCCCCCAUUUCCUCCUCCCAUACUCUUCCUCAGAGGUGUCCCAGUACCACACUGCUCUCACUACCCCAAAUAAGUGAAGUGUAAAGAGGGGAAACUCUCUCUCUCUUUCUCUCUUUCUUUCUUUCUUUUGCUGUUUAAAAUUGAUCCGACACAGAGGAGUUGUAAGGGGAACACGAGUGUGUGGAGGAGAAACGGUAUGAGCCUGCUUUUACUUUGACUGUGUUUGUCGAUGUUGUUUUUCCGGCACAGUGGUAGUUUAGCAUUACAAUUUGUUAUGUUGCGGUUAUGAAUACCUUUUCAAUUGCUGGGUUUUGUUAACACUUGCAGUUGUGUUUAUACGUGCGUGUGUGGUGUGUGUGUGUGUGUGUGUGUGUGUGUGGAGGAGUGUUUCACCAGCUGCUUUUUUUUUCAGGCUGAAACUGACGUCGUACAGCACAACACUUUGGCCUUUCAAUAUUUCUUAGAAUCUUUUAAGGUCUCUUUUUUUUCCAUGUUUAAUUUUAACAAGACAAAGAUGAUGUUUAUUCUUUCUCUGCAGUUUUUUAAGGACUAAGAGUACCGUGAAAGCCGUUACAACACAUGCAACCAACCAUGCAUGCUCACUUUAACUAACACUCGCACACACACAGCUAGUCACAAACACACAUACAGGCACUUUGGAAAACAUCUGACAUCAGAAUUUAUAAAAGCAUGUCUCCCUCUCGUUCUCAGCCACAGUUUUCUGUGAAUGGCAUAAAGUCAUACUUUCCCCCUUAGUGCUGGAGUCAAUAUAAUUGAGGUGGACUGGGAAAACUUACAGCCUUUAACGGAAAAUAAGACCCAUAAAAAUAAUACUAACAGUUCUAGUUCCACUCAUCACACACACAUAGACACAGCGCGUAUACAGAGGGAUUUCAUGAUAUAGAGGUGGAAUACUUUAACCUCAAUAACUCUGAAGAAAGAAUCUUUGUGUGCAGGAUUGGUCAAUGCUGCUGCUGCCACUGUCAUUUUCCUGGCUUCUAAGCGAAUGUGUGUCAAAGUUUUUAUAUGACCCCAAGUUCUUUCUUUUUUUGCAAUGGUUGAGUUAAGUUUCCAUUUCCCCUUCACUAUGAGACAAAUACAUGUUGUAGCCACUUUUUAGUACGUUUGAUUAAAUUAUGGCUUUAAUUUUUAGUUGGCUAUACGACAUAUACCACCCAUAUAAUAUGUAGGUUUUUUGAAAGCUUUUGGAAUCACUAUGAUUAAAACUUUCUAGUUCUUUCUGUAUAAUUAAAUGUUAUUACACCUUAUUGUUCAGAGAAAGGAAGAGUGUACAUAAUGAAAGCGUCGGAUGAGGAAACGGUAGCGUUGCAGAGGAGUAAAAUUCCUCUACCGUCGUCAAAAGUGUAGGAGGUGAGACCAAAAAAAACACACAAAGAUCGCCGAAAAUAUAAUGCCUUAACGUGUUGCAUUCAGUGCAUAACAAGUCAAAAGAUGACGAAUAUUUUUAACAUGCAUAUUAGUUGAAAUAUUUUUGUAACAGAGACUUAGAGUGACACAGCAAACGCCGACACAAGUUAUUUAACCUCACCGUAUUCAACCCUAGUUAACACUAGAUUCAGCAACUUAUAUGAGACAUGCUUUUGGUAACAAACAAAAAAUACAAGCAAGGUGACAAGUGACAAAACAAAGAGGGUUUGUGUAUGUGUGUCAUGUGUCUUUAUAAGUGACUCACGGACAGAUACUUGAUAGGAAUCAAUGCAACUUCUUUGCAAUCUAAUUACUUUCCGAAUACGCAUGUCUUCUCAGGAAUGUGCCAAAAUAACAAAUAUGAACCACUCAUGGUGUUGGUUUUUUUCUUUCAUCCCCGUGCCGGAAAUUAAAUGUUUGGUUUUGUGUGCUCUUCGUAAACCCCUUUAUGUCUCACCUUUCUGCACUUGUUUUAUAAUGACUAUUCACAUCUUGAGGACAUUCAAAAUAUGAGCAAACAAUAUACAGUAUAUUGUAGCUACAUUCUUCUGAUACUGAAAUCUGUGUUACUGUGGAUGCACUAAAUGAUGAUCACAGUAUAAGGCGAUCUUUAAAAAGGAUGUGUAGGUUUGCUUGUCUUGCUAGAAUGAGACAAGGGAUGCGUUUGCACUUUGCUAAAAGAGGUUUGGUUGUUGAGUGUCCAGACAGGUUUUUUACUCAUGUUUCAUGUUCUCAGUAUUCAUCUUUGUAUGGCCUAAGGAAGCAACUUGGCAGUUUGCAUAUCUAUUUAUCUACAAGUGUUAAAAAUCACAGCGUCUACUAUAUAAGCUGACACUGUAAAAUAUCUAAUUUCAUUCCACCUGUUCUAAAGAACUAAAAGCAGAUAAUGUGUGGCAUCUUGGACUUAAAAAAAGAUUGGUCCAUGAUACUUGAAAAAGGGAAAUUUUAUGCAUGUGCUUGCCGUGUGUGUGCAUAACCCCUUGACUUCCUCACUCUUCUUUGUCAGUGUCGCCAGACUCACAGCAAACAACAAGAACCGACAUGACGACUCUUAUGAGAACGCUUUUCCUUUAAAUAUAACCGUAAAUAUCGGUCUUAUUGUUGGUGAUAUUUUAUGGCACGUACUCUGUGAUGUUUAGACACUGGGGUUUCAAAGGAAGAGCAUUUUGCACCAGUUUGACUUUGUGGUAUGAUGUAGUACGGUGUACCUCUCAUAUUGCACCUACCUUAGUGUUUGUUGCUGGGUGUAUUAUGACUCAUAAUGCCAAUAUGAUUUUGGUUUUUACGUGAUUGUUCAACUUUGACAUUAAGUUGAGUAAAAAUAUAAAGUAUUUCUGAAAUGUUUUGGUUGAAUUGAAUGGAUCUCUUCUUACCAAAGUAGUUGAUUUAAAAGUUUUGAUUUUACUCAGCUUCAGUCUAUUUGUUGGUUUUUAUUCUGUCAUGGGAGGGGUCAUCAAGGAGAUCCUGUUUAUCGGAAAGUGCUCGGAAAAUAGGCCGUUGAGUUUUGGCAAAGAGGGGGCGCGUAGGCGACAUUAGGGGGGAGGGGUAUCUCUAAAUCUACCUUCGUCACCAUGCACCCUCUUUUGAUACAACAGGAAGGAGAGCAAGUAACAGAAUGUGCGAAAGAGGUAGACAUCCCCAAGGAUCAACGCUUUACGCUGACUUCUAACGACGAGGCGUACCUUCAAGUUGCAUCGUACGGUUGAAAGGAAAUAGAAAAAGUGGUUUUCGAGAGAGCGAUAGCAAAAGUUAGGGAGAGGAGUUGAAAGAGCAGAAAUAUGGAUGCCGUGAGACACAUGCUGCCUCGCCUCCAGCUGACUGUACCCGUGCCCAUGAAGACAGGGAAGGUAGGACGAACUGUCUAGGCUUCUGGUUCCUUCAGCACUUCCUCAUUUUAACAUUCUCAAGGCUCAGUGUAAACUGGGGUGAUGGGAAGGAUAAAAAUUGUGCCAACAAGUUACAAAAUACUUUCUUCAUUGGCUGUACUUUCACAUUUUUAUCAAUUAAUAGGGUGGAGUACAUCAAUACAUGCAUGUGUUUAAAAUGGGCUGGCAUCGCGAUUGUCACAUAACAGGUUAAUCGAACAAUAGUGGGUGGGGGGAGCCACAGAUUGGCACGCAAUGUGUGUAUGUGUGUAUUUGUAUUUUAUACUUGUGUGUGCGCUCCGAUGCCUCUGUGUGUGUACGUGUGUGCUUGUGUGUGUGUAUUUAAUAGGGUGUGUUUUGGAGCAGGUUAGUCAGGUGGAUGUACCUUCGUUGUGCAAAGCCCUCUGGGCACUGUGUGAACACUGUUAUUGGAUGGCCAGGGGGCUGCCAGUUGCUAUGGGAGGGAGAUAAAGGACAGGGAGGGGGAAUCUGUGGGGUGAGUUGUUUGUGGAAAAUCUGGUCUGCUCAGGUGUGUUAAGAGACACCGUCGAGCAGGUAUAUUGUGGACAGGGUGAGGUGUGAGCUUAGGGAGUUGCUGGGUCUUACUAAUGUCAGACCUUGUAAUAACUCUCAGAGAGAAAUUGAAUUAUUAGCCGAGCUUAACAUCGUUUUAUCUCCAGCAGGUUAAAAUGUAAAGGUUUAGAACAAGCCAGAGGGUAUCUAGAUAAUGAAAUCUACUCACUUUCUUGACUGGAUAUGUUCAAGUAUCGUAGUGUCAUACUUUAAUGGUGCAGGAUGAAUCUCGCCAUUUUUUCCUUCCUCAUUCUUUUGCUGGUACUCCCCCCUUUCACCCACUCUAGGCUGUCACUUCCUCCAUCUCCCUCAGCUGCUAUUUUUUCCUCUGUUCUCUCCUCAUCAGUCCUCUUCUUUCUUCUUCAGGUAUUUUAAUUAACCAGCUAAUGCUAUAAAGGUUUCACACAGGAAUUAACCUACUGCCUUUGGUUACAGCGCCUAUAGCUCAUUGCGUAAUCCUUCAUCCUUUCAAAGUCUUUAUUACUGACCAUUAGGUUUUGAGAACAUAUCUCUUCUUCUUCUUCUCUUGACUUUUUCACCUUCUCUUUACUGAUAUAUUUUUUCCAUUCUGCUGGCUCUUUCAUCGCUAGUGUACUUGUCCUCGAACACCCCAACCCCCAUCUCACUGGCCAAAAUCACUGCCUCCUGAUUUAGUAAUCUGUGGAGAAAGUACUGAGGAGGUGGGGAGGGAAGGAUAAGGGGGGAGAGUUGUUGCCAAGCUGGGUUUAAAUUGUCCUUCACGUGAACAAACCUCCUUGUCUCAGUCACGCUACGGUAGAUCUACUCUGAGGCACUUUUAAACGUAUACUCAGCACUCUAAAAGGAAGAGGUAUUGCCUUAUUUUUAAAAAACUGCAGUUAUAUUUUUAAUCACACUAUCAAUGGGGAAAGUAACUGGUUUAAAUUAACAGACAAGCAUUGAAGAUAAAAGAUAAGUUUACCAUCUCUUCCUUCCUGAUAUCUAAUAUCUAAUGGCUUGAAUAAAGAGUUGGCCAAGACUCGAUACAAUAGUCUCUUACACUAAAUCUUUUCUUGCACCACAUUGUUGAUGUAGUUAUUUGUCACAGAAUAAAUUAACCUUAAAACACUUGAUUAAUUUUGGCAGGUUAAUUAGUCUGGGAAAGGACUGGUGUAACGUUUGUCUCCUUCAUUGAUACCUGGCGUGGCUUUUGUCAGUAUCAAAGGCUAACUCUGAUAUCAGCAUCGAACAAUUUGUGCAAAUGGUCAGAUGGACAUCAUCCCCUUUACUUACCAUAUCUUUCCCCUCUGUAUCUCAGGUGGCAAUGUCUCCAGGAGAGGACGGUCUAAUUGGGAUCCCCUUCCCGGACUACAGCAAUGAGCUCCUGUCCCACCUGAAUAACCAAAGAAGGGCAGGGCUCCUCUGUGACCUCACCCUGACAUCUCGGGGGUCACACUACCAAACUCAUCGCUCGGUCAUGGCCGCCGUUAGUCUCUACUUCCGCAGGCUGUUUGGGGCAGAAGAGGGUGGUGGUGACGGGGGAGGAGGUUUCAGCGUAUACCCGCUUGACUUUGUGGCACCUGAUGCCCUGGAUGCACUGCUGGAGUUUGCCUACACUGCCACCCUGACCAUCCCCAGUUCUGGGAUGAGAGACGUGCUGCAAGGGGCUCAGGUUCUGGGCAUUCAGUGUGUUGCUGAUGCAUGCAGAGACAUCCUAGGGGAGACAGCGGAGGCAGAAAGAGAGCCAGCAGAGGAGCUGAGAGACCACCACAUAGCUACUGAGAGGAUGGUGCAAGAACCGAGCAGGAUAGCGAAAGGGUCCAGGAGAAAAACAGACAGGAAGAAGUUGAAAAAUAUGGGGCCACAUCGCAUUAGCUCAUCCAUUUUGAACCCAUCACCCAUUUCUCCUGGCUCACACUCGUCCCCUGCGUCCGACAGUCAGUCUACCCAACCUCCCAGCCCAGAACAAGGGGAGCACAAAUUUGUCCAGAAUGGAGAUCCCAGGAUGAUCAGAGAGCCAGGAAGAGGGGCAGCGCUUAACGGAGGCCACCUGCACUGGCUACAUGAGCGAGCCCUUUUAGCACAUCCACCCCCUGUCCCAACCCCGGAUGACAAGGAAGAAGACAUCGAGGGUUGUGGUGAUGAUGCAAUGCUGAUUAGAACCACCUCUAUAUCUACCUCUGUGGCUGAUCGAGGAGCGGCUGCAUCUGCAGCAGGAGGCGGGAGAAAGAGAAAGUCUCAGACCCCCCAGCAAUGCCCCGUUUGUCAGAAGAUCAUCCACGGAGCAGGAAAGCUGCCCCGACACAUGAGGACCCACACUGGAGAAAAGCCUUUCCAGUGUUCUGCCUGCGGAGUCCGUUUUACACGGUACAGGAACUUCAUAAUCCUUUAAUUCUUAUGAGUAUGAUGCUAAAUCUGAACAAAUGUUUUUUCCAGGGUACUUUAGAUAAAGGGUAGUUCUAGUAAGUAGGCAAUACAGUAUCAUCAACAUAGGUGCAAUGUUUAAAAACUAUCUAAAGUGUCCCUCUAACUGGCAGAAACCUUGAGCAGAACCAGACUUAUUGAUGGACAGCCAUCUGUUUCAGCUGGGCCAAGGAAUUGGGACAGAAUGAGUUUGAUUCUGAGACAGACAGCAGGUUAAACUUUCCUACAUAGAGCUGAGCACAGAGAACUGAUGUUUUCUCUUCUUUUCUUUCUUGCCUCUUCAUUCCUUACUUGUCUGUACUUCAGGAAUGAUAAAUUGAAGAUCCACAUGAGGAAACACACAGGCGAGCGCCCUUAUCCCUGUCCACACUGCUCUGCCCGGUUCCUUCACUCAUACGACCUCAAAAACCACCUGUCCCUCCACAGUGGUGCGAGGCCCUUCGAGUGCCCGCUCUGCCACAAGGCCUUUGCCCGAGAGGACCACCUUCAGCGCCAUCGCAAGGGACACAGCUGUCUGGAGCUUCGCACACGCCGGCCCAGACAUGGGCCCGAGCUUGUCGAGGAUAGAGGUGUGGAAAGAGGUGGGAGGGAGCAAUCCAACCAACUUGAGGCUCUUUCCCUACAGCCCCACUCCUCAGCGUUCCUCCCUCACACUUUAAUGGAUGGCAGGAGUGUGUCAGGUGCUGGCUCUCCUUUUAUGUUUCCAGGUGAUGUUGAGAGGCGAUCUCUUGCUCUUCAGGCGUUGGCUCAACUUGGACCUCGCAGGCUGGCUGGAUACCCACAGCUAUUCCUGCGAGGUCCUGAGCUUCGAGGGGGCAGAGAGGCUGAGGAAGAAGACCCAGGGGGAACCCACUCACCCAGUGUCCAACAUGAUGGAUGGGCUGAUGAAGUGGAAGAGGAAAUUGGAGAGGAUGAAGCUGAAGAAGAAGAGGAAGAAUAGUGAAAAGUGUGUGUGCAUGUGUGUCUGUGUGGUAUAGUAUCCACAGUAAAAAAAAUCUCACUCAGGUGGCUGGACUAUUCCUGCUUCUCCCUUAUAGAGAGCGCUUAAAAAAACAAACAAGUGAAUGAAAAUGAAAAAAAAAAAAAAUGAAAACGGGUUUUCUGAGAUAUUUUAAACAUUCGUCUUCUGACUCUUGGCUUUCAGUUCUUUUGUCUUUUGAUUUUUUUUCUCUUUUGCUCUUUUUAUGUAUUUAAUGUUUGAGCUGUGUGUUUUGAUUUUCCAGCUUGAGAUGUGUGAUGAGUGUGUGUGGUUCCAGGGAUGCUUUUCACUAUGCAAAUCUAAAUCAAGAGCAGCAACAUAAAGGGAUAUUUGAAAAUGUUUAUUUUGCUAUGUGUACAUAUAUAUAUAUGUGUAUAUAUAUAUACAUAUAUGUAUAUAUAUAUAUAUACAUAUAUGUAUAUAUAUAUAUAUUUGUUGUAUUAUUCAAUCAGUAGUAAUAUCUACUUGAUCAAGACAGGGUUUGGGUGUUAUCCGUCCUCUGGUGGCUAUCAGUGGAAAUGCAGUCUAAUUAUUCAAGGUAACUUUUUUCUGUAAGUGAUGAAAACUUUGCUUUAAUUUGGUACAUAAACCAAAGAUUUUAGUUCAUCUGUUUUCUUAAAUCCUAAGGUGGAGAGAGGAGAAUUGAAGCCAAUGUUGGGUAUGAAGAAGUUUCUUCCCAACCAUUUUGAAAGCCAUGAGAAAGAAUCUACUUUUUAAAUGCCUGACCAAAAGAGACAAAGUCUAAGUCAAUGAGUUAAUGCAACUUAUGUUUAAGGUAAUUCCGUUUUUCCUAUUGAGGCUAUAGAUUGUAGUCUUCCAUUGCACUCUUUUUGGUUCAUUGUUUAAAAAAAACAAUUUAAAAGGUGCAAGGUGAGUGAAGAAAAAAAUCCCUUUUUUUCCUGUACUUAUUUAUUUAUUGUUAUUUAUUACAUCUCUUCUGCUGAAACUCCUCUUGAGACCAAAUUCAUGGUGGGACACAGUCCAUUUCUGAUUUAAGUUUAAAAGAAGCUGCGUAGCGCUUAAACUAUUUUGGGCACAACAUUUGCAACACCUUAAUGCCUUUUUAAGGGAAUACUUGUCUCUUAUUUUGGCGAUUCCUCUUUAAAUGCAUUCUUUGCACAUAUAACCCCGUCAGGUACUGCAAUACUUCAGGCACAUUCCAUCCUCCGGGGUACAGAUAAGGGAACUGAACUUGUCAGGGUUUAAAAACUUCCAUAUAACUGGAACACAAAAUGAUUGUUGUUUGACGUUCUCAGCAUAGUUUUCUGUUGUUUAUUCAACACGUACUGUAUUGUAUCACGUUAUUACAUGGCAGUUCACAUAGAUCAGUCACCGCGUAUUUAAAGGGGCCAUUAACUUUUGAGUUGAUAUCUUUGACCAAAAACCUUUUAUAGUUUAAUCAUAAAUCCUCUGGACCAGCACAUUAAUACCUUUAACAGGAUCUAAGUGACAGCAGCUGUCUUUUUACUUCCAAUCCUUGAAACCCAUGUAGUCAGAACCUUAUGUAGCAACUGUGCUAAUCUGGCUUUUUGUGCACUAUCCACUCCUUGUUGUUGUGUAUUUUUAUUUCCUGUUUAUUUGCACUAUGAGAUUUGAGAAUUCUGGGCCUUUUUGUUUGACCUUCAAAUCUAAUCCAUUAACUCGCUUUGAGAAUUAAGAUUGUGAUGAAAUAGAAAUAUUUCUUAACAACCCAAAUGAAUUAAAUAUUCUUCCUCCUGCAUAGUGCAGUAUAGUACAGAGUUAUCAAUGUAAUGUGUAUCGGGAUGACGUUGCCUUAGUUUGUUUUUUUUGUCUUUUUGUUUUUUUGUUUUGUGCUUCUACUAUUCUCAGGAAACCUUGAGUAAUGCACUAAGUGAUUAAACAAAAUAUAAAGUGGGAAGAAAUGGUCUGGUGCUGUGCAACGAUCGACACCCUUCAUGGAAGUGUAAGACUAGUUUCAAAUAAUUCAUUUUUUAUUGUUUUGACAAACAAACGAAUCAAAUGCAGGACACAAAUGGGGAAAUAAUUGCGAAGAAGCUUGUGGCCUUACUGAACCAGUCCUACUGGAAAGACAGUAUGACAGUUGGUAUUGAUCCUGAAGGGUGUUCAGAGCUUUGUGAAGGAAUAAGGAUUAUCUGAUGCCAGCUGUGAAGUGUGUCUCUAUGUGAGCUCUUUGUUUUCUAGGCUUUGGUGAAGGGGCAUGGGGUCCGGUCUGACGAGGGGCCCCGCUAUCAGGGAUACAUUUUGUCUUUCAGUUUUUAGUGAAACCUUCUAAGAGACAUGGAUUAAUUUUCCCAUCAUUUGUUUCAGUUAAUGUAAAGAAAAAUUAAAGAUCUCUAAGCUUG
Messenger RNA from Xyrichtys novacula (pearly razorfish), 20416 nucleotides. Lineage: Eukaryota; Metazoa; Chordata; Actinopteri; Labriformes; Labridae. The record is from the annotation of a GenBank genome assembly.